AUGUGUCAAAGUAAGUAUGAUCACUCUGUGUUCUACCAGAGCACAAGCACUGGCAUAAUUCUAUUGGUUGUGUAUGUAGAUGAUAUUGUUAUUACAGGGAGCAAUAUGUCGGGGAUCUCUUCACUUAAGUCCUUUCUUAAUUCUCAUUUUCAAACAAAAGAUUUGGGCCCGUUAAAGUACUUUCUCGGAAUUGAGGUCUUGAGAAGUAAGAAAGGAAUCUUAUUGACUCAAAGGAAGUAUGUUCUUGAUCUGUUGAAGGAAACUGGAAAGUUAGGGGCUGCGCCAAACAGUUUUCCUAUGAUUUAUAAUCUACUCCUUGAUACCGAUGGAAGCAUACCAUCUGAGAAUCCCGUUGAUACUGCUAAGAGCAAGCCAUUUGAGAACCCGGAGAGACAGUGGGAAGCUUUAAAGCAUGUGCUUCAUUACUUGAAGGGGUCUCCAAGUUGUGGGAUAUUAUACAGAAAUCAUGGUCAUACAGAUAUUGAGUGCUUUUGUGAUGCUGAUCAUGGUGGUUCAAAGGCCACAAGAAGAUCUACUACAGAAUAUUGUGUCUUUGUGGGAGGAAAUUUGGUGUCCAGGAGGAUCAAGAAGCAGAACAUGGUGUCACAAUCAAGUGCAGAUGCAGAAUAUAGAGCUAUGGCACAAUUGUGUGCAAGAUCAUCUGGUUUGGAUAGGUACUGCCCUGAUGGUACUGGGACCCACCUCGUUAGGAUGUGGCUGAGGUCUUGUGGUGCUCUGGGCAUCCCCUUUCUCUAA
This is a messenger RNA of Neltuma alba, 756 nucleotides long. RefSeq lists its product as uncharacterized. Lineage: Eukaryota; Viridiplantae; Streptophyta; Magnoliopsida; Fabales; Fabaceae. The transcript has 3 exons. The record is from RefSeq and is a predicted model, not a curated record. Bases 1 to 756 code for a protein of 251 amino acids.